AUCACAUCAGCGACCUUUCAUGUUUGCCAUGCUGAGUGUUUGAAUGAAGUCUGUUGAAUGUCUUUUGUAAUCUUAGACCGAUUUUUACUUUUAAAUCGUCUUUUUAUGGUUGGAUUACGAUGUCUCUGAUAAGAAAUGUCUUAAAACUGGUCGUGGUUAUUUGUCUGUUGGUGUUGGCUGUUCAGUUCUUGAGAUAUUGGAUGGCAACUAAACAGUAUGUCUUUACAAAAGAAGAUGUUGCCAAGUUAGCCAGACAGUAUGCAGGCCAGGAUCACGAGCAAGCCUUCUUUAAAGUAGUUGUGGAGCUGCGUAAGAGAUAUCCGGGCCACAUCCUCCCUGAUGAGGACCUGCAGUGGGUGUUUGUGAAUGCCGGCGGGUGGAUGGGGUCCAUGUGUCUGUUGCAUGCAUCACUCACAGAGUAUGUGCUGCUAUUUGGUACUGCAGUGGACACGGGAGGACAUUCAGGCCGUUACUGGGCAGAAAUAUCAGACACUAUAAUUUCUGGAACGUUCAGGCAAUGGAAAGAGGGAACGACUAAAAGCGAGACUUACUAUCCAGGUGACACUAUAGUGCAUGCAGUGGGAGAGGCUACCUCAGUGCAGUGGAGCGCUGGGACGUGGAUGGUGGAAUACGGCAGAGGAUUCAUUCCCUCAACGUUGGGCUUCGCUUUAGCCGAUACGGUCUUUAGCACCCAGGACUUUGUAACACUAUUUUAUAUUGUACGUGUUUACUUGAAGAGUAUGCUCUUGGAGGCGAGUACUUUCCUGACAGAAGCUAGCAUUCUCUGAAAACCACACUAUGUUUUGUGUCAUGUCCAGGUGUUUUUGGGGUAAUUGAUCACAAUGGCAGCCCUUUGUGAAUGGAAGGCCAAUGUAUUAAAUUGUAAAGCAGUUAAUGUAACUACUAUUGUAAUUAAGAAAGUUUUAUUUUCCCUACUGUACAAAAUGUUUAUCAAAUAUAAUUUCGAAAAGUGAAAUGUCAAAUACUGUGGCUGGUUUUGGGUGAAAAAAUGAUGCGUGUUAUUGAUUUAGCUGCUCAAUACUAUCCAGAAACGGUUAAAGCGAGGUAUGAAUGAAAAAUACAGGAGAGUUCUGUAUUUUGAGAUCCCACUCUGCAACUUUAAAAUACUGUGAAUAUUGUUGCUUUAUGUUUCAUAACAGAUACAUUUAACGUCCAAAAUUGUCUCUCUGUUCGCCAGAAUAAACCAUCAAUUUAUAUUGUUAAGACUUUGAA
Myxocyprinus asiaticus (Chinese sucker) is the source of this 1233-nucleotide messenger RNA. Its product is annotated as sigma non-opioid intracellular receptor 1-like. Bases 120 to 788 code for a protein of 222 amino acids. NCBI's taxonomy places the organism in Eukaryota, Metazoa, Chordata, Actinopteri, Cypriniformes, Catostomidae. Gene Ontology annotation, cellular component: endoplasmic reticulum. The transcript has 4 exons. The record is from RefSeq and is a predicted model, not a curated record.